This is a messenger RNA of Erinaceus europaeus (western European hedgehog), 1048 nucleotides long. RefSeq names its product EMG1 N1-specific pseudouridine methyltransferase (gene EMG1). Gene Ontology annotation, cellular component: nucleolus; small-subunit processome. NCBI's taxonomy places the organism in Eukaryota, Metazoa, Chordata, Mammalia, Eulipotyphla, Erinaceidae. Gene Ontology annotation, molecular function: rRNA (pseudouridine) methyltransferase activity; rRNA binding. Gene Ontology annotation, biological process: rRNA base methylation. The transcript is spliced from 6 exons. The coding region runs from base 140 to 874 and encodes 244 amino acids. The record is from RefSeq and is a predicted model, not a curated record.
UGGAGCCAGAAUGCCAGCCAGUGUCGUUCACGGGCGCCCCAUUUCAAGAUGGCAGCCCAGCCGGAAGGUAGUUGGCGAGUAGCGUGAGUUCGGGGUUCUCACAGAAGAGCGACAGCAUAACUUCCGGUUCGCUUGCAAGAUGGCUGCGCCCAGUGGUGGAUUCCAGCCUCGUGAGCGGCACGCUGGGCAAGAUGAACGGGAUUGGGAUGCUGUGCCGCCCAAGAGGCCUCGAUUCGGGGCGGGAAGCAAGAUCGGAGGCCGUAGGCUUAUUGUGGUGCUGGAAGGUGCCAGUUUGGAGACAGUCAAGGUGGGAAAGACAUAUGAGCUGCUGAACUGUGACAAGCACAAAUCUUUGUUGUUGAAGAAUGGCCGAGACCCUGGGGAAGUGAGACCAGACAUAGCCCACCAGAGCUUGCUGAUGCUGAUGGACAGUCCCCUGAACCGAGCAGGCUUGCUCCAGGUCUAUAUCCACACACAGAAGAAUGUGCUGAUCGAAGUGAACCCCCAGACUCGGAUCCCCAGAACCUUUGACCGUUUUUGUGGUCUCAUGGUUCAGCUGUUACAUAAACUCAGCGUCCGAGCAGCUGAUGGCCCCCAGAAGCUCCUGAAGGUCAUCAAGAAUCCAGUGUCAGAUCACUUUCCAGUCGGGUGCAUGAAAAUCGGCACUUCCUUUUCUACCCCGGUUGUCAGUGAUGUGCGGGAGCUGGUGCCAAGCAGUGACCCUAUUGUUUUCGUUGUGGGCGCCUUUGCCCAUGGCCAGGUCAGCGUAGAGUACACAGAGAAGAUGGUGUCCAUCAGCAACUACCCUCUCUCUGCGGCUCUCACCUGUGCAAAAGUCACCACAGCCUUUGAAGAAGUCUGGGGUGUUGUUUGACAAGAGCCUUGCUCUGAAACAGACUGUUGACAGUGACAUUGUACCCAGCAGCCCUGGCCCCGUCUUCAUGGACCACUGGAAGAACUUCCUGCACUGCAACUGUGGGGUUGAGGAUGCCCAAGGGCUGUACACUUGCUAUUUGUUUAUCUGAUAAAUCCUACUCUUGCAAACCUG